AACCGUUUUCUCGACAACCCCUCCCGCUGCUCAUGGCUCACAGAGAGUCUCAAACCUAUCAGACACCACCGUUACCGGGAAAUACGGAGGAUGAUGAAAAUUCAACUUCUGUCGAUGCUGGCAGAGACAAUCAUUCCGCAGACCACGUUCAUUGGGAUUUUGACGCUCCUCGGUUCUGGGAUUUGAACAAUCCUGAUGCAGGAACCGGAUUUGAUGAUACAUGGUUUGCUCGACGACCUGUAACGCCAAAUACCGCAUCGCCUUCGCAUCGGCCGUUUAGCGAACGAAAGCCGCGUCGAAGUGGAGUUAAAGGCUCACCUUUGCGUCUAAUGAAAACCCCUCCCCACCAACACCAAGCCAGUGAAGAAUCCAUGACCUUCUUUGAUCUCCCAGCCACUCCACUCAUGUCCAAGACUUUGAAUCACAGCACGUCUCACUAUGCUACACCUACUGCCGGGAAACCCACCCAAGGCGAUCACACAGAUUUGGAUAUACCACUUUCUCCCUUUUUGAGUGCUGAUCUUAUUACCUCGUCGACUCCAGCCACUAAACCAGCUGCUAUACCUACACUACCUGCUCGCGCAACAGCGUUUAGUACAUCGAGACAACAGUUUAUAGAUCGACAACAGAAGCACCAUGAGGAAAGUGAAAAGGAAAUCAGCGAAUCUGUUCCCCGAGGAACCAAGAGAUCGAAUGAUGAUAUGGGUCGAGAUGAACAGAAUCAGGAAUUCGGACCCGUCAUCGAUAACAUUAAGCGACGAAUAUCCACCAUUGUAUUCAAAUGCACCAAUCGUGACAUAACGACACCAUUACGACGACGAUCUUUAUUGCGGGAUCUAAAAAGCCGUUCAGACGAGGUUGUGGAUAAAGAAGAUAAAGAUGCAACUGAGGCCCUGGCUAUGUUGAAGGAAGCUAUCAAAGGAGCUCGAGAGCAGGAAUCAAUCAUUUUGGAUAGCCCUUCCGACGACGAACGAUACGAUACCCCUCCCACUGAUAAUAUACCUUCUUCAACAACACAACGCGAAAUAGUUCGAGGGACAGAUCCUUCCAUGUAUAUGAAGGAAUCUCCCAUCGUCACUGACGGAGAGCGUCGCUAUAUCACAGUAUACCUACCACGGGAGCCCAACGUCCCUGAACAUCGCCGCACGUCUCUGUUCCGAUCGCCUCAUACCAGCUUUAUAUCAAGUCGACGAGAGGAAACUGAAAACCCUUUUGAAGUGAACGGUGCUGAACGGGAAUCUUGGGAAAAACCUCUGGAGCAUAAGACUGGAAGUACUUCUGCACGAUUGGCUUCGCUCAAUGACCGACUGCGGCGAGCAGAAUUUGCUCACUCUCCAAAAAAGAUUAAAUCGUUAGAGCGACCAAGGUCACCAUACCUUCCCUUUAAGCCUACCGUUGCUAAUGGCCCGAGUUUGGAAACAAGCAAACGUGUAAAGAACAGCAAUGUCAUGAGUGCAGAGGACCGCGAAUUGGAGGAAGCUCGUAAACAUCAGUUUAAGGCUCAUCCCGUGAACCGACGUGUUUUGGAAAGUAAGGGCCAUCUGGGUGUGCCUGAGGCAAAGUCAUCGCCCACCACCAUCGCCCACUCGCCUGCGUUCCAUACAUUAUCCCGGCACUCUCACUAGCGUGUCCGCCGUCUGCAGGCCUGUAAAUAAUACUUUUGUCUUUCUAUCAAUACAUCGCUGAUCCUAAUCUAUUUCGGCAUUAACUAUUUCGAGGGCUAUGUAUUUAUUGAUAAUAAUGGUAUUUGGGUGUGUGCGGCAUCACAUAAGGUGUAGGUAUAGAGAUAAUUACAAACAGAAGGAGGUCAAGAUGGGGAUUAUGGUGAAAGAGUCAUGGCGACUAUUAUGCACGCCUUGUUUCACGAACUGGAAGAUGCGAUUUGGCAUUGGUUUC
Umbelopsis ramanniana AG is the source of this 1896-nucleotide messenger RNA. RefSeq lists its product as uncharacterized. The record is from RefSeq and is a predicted model, not a curated record. The transcript has 4 exons. Bases 33 to 1625 code for a protein of 530 amino acids. Lineage: Eukaryota; Fungi; Mucoromycota; Umbelopsidomycetes; Umbelopsidales; Umbelopsidaceae.